This is a messenger RNA of Pimephales promelas (fathead minnow), 1273 nucleotides long. It is a transcript of the gene cldnd1a, whose product is annotated as claudin domain containing 1a. Lineage: Eukaryota; Metazoa; Chordata; Actinopteri; Cypriniformes; Leuciscidae. Gene Ontology annotation, cellular component: membrane. The record is from RefSeq and is a predicted model, not a curated record.
UAAACCCCCAUCCACUAAAGUCUUUAAGUGAACUUAAAACAAUCCUCACAUAAACCUGUAAUAGAUCAUAUUUACCCGUGGCGUUCCUGACAGGAAAUGUACAGAAUGGCUGAAGAAUGACGUUUCUUAAACUACAUUACCCAUGAUUCCUUGCUGGCGGCUCUGUCACACAGGAAAACGCAUGGAUUUACACGCAGAUCUGCUUCUAAUCACAUGUAUGUUGACAUAUAGCAUUAGAGCGCAUUUCCUCAGAUCAGCGAACGGACAUCACGACUCUGGACUGCGAUUCUUCCUCGUCGGGGUUUAUUCUCUGAUGGCGUGAUGCGCGUGAGCGGGAAAUAGGGCACGCAAACACUCGGAGGCAGACGCGUCGGUGUCGCGGAGAGACUCGCCCGGGAGCGAUGGUGGAUAACCGGCACGCCACAGCUCUGGUCCUCGCCGGGGUCCUGAGCGUCCUGGCGUCCGUGUACCUGUCGGUGUCGGUGGGCUCUCCGCACUGGUACCAGUACACGAGCCCGCCGGUGCGCGCGGAGCCCAACGCCUCGGAGCUGCGCGCGCUGCAGGACGAGUUCCUGGACGGAGAGUUCGACGAGAAGAGCGCGAGCGACGCGAUGUUCCGCAUGAACGGCACGCUCGGGCUCUGGUGGCGGUGCGUUCUGACGCCCACGGACGCGCACUGGUACCGAGAACCCGAUCCGAAGAUGGUGAUGGAGUGUGUGAGCUUCACUCUCUCUCAGCAGUUCAUGCCGAAAUACAAAGAGCCUGGAAACCACAACAGUGGAGAGGAUCUGAUACGAACCUAUCUGUGGAGGUGUCAGUUCUUCCUGCCGCUGGUGUCUCUGGGUCUGGUGGUUCUGGGUGGUUUGCUCGGGUUCUGUGCGUGUCUGUGUGGGAGUCUGACGCCGGCGCUCUUCAUCGGCCUCAUUCACCUCCUCGCAGGUGUGUGUUCUCUGGCCACCGUCUGCUGUUUCCUCGCCGGGACGGACCUGCUGCACCGCGUGUCGGUGUUGCCGGAUCGUGUGGACGGUUCUCUGGGCUGGUCUCUGUAUCUGGCGCUCGUGGCGUCUCCGCUGCACAUGAUGGCCGCCGGGCUGCUAAUGUGGGCGGCUCGCAGUCACAGCCAGAGCUACGACCGCAUGACCGUGUACAGAGUGGCAUGAAUCACGGAUGACAGAUCGGAUCAGUGAUGGAAGCUGCAGUGAACAUAACCCCGCCCCUAACCCUACCCAUCUCUGCCCCCUGAUCCAUAACCCCGCCCCCAACCCUACCCAUC